AUGCGCUUCCUCCGAUCACUCCUGGCCGCGACCUCCUUCCUGGCGGCUGGGUCCCUCGCCGCCAAGAAGACCACGGAAGAGCGCUUCAACGAUUUUCACACCAAGGCUCUUUCCUCCUCCCCGAUUAAGCUCGCCGAUACCAGCUACAAGUCUCUGACGGCUUCUCCUCGCGACUACACCGUCGCCGUUCUGCUGACUGCCCUGGAGUCGCGAUUCGGCUGCCAGUUGUGCAGAGAGUUCCAGCCGGAAUGGGAUCUCCUCGGCAAGUCCUGGACCAAGGGCGACAAGAAGGGCGAGUCUCGCCUCCUCUUUGGCACUCUUGACUUCGCUGAUGGUCGCGAGAUCUUCAUGUCUCUCGGUCUCCAAACUGCCCCCGUUCUCCUGCUGUUCCAGCCCACCGUCGGACCUCACGCCGUUCCUGCCCAGGACCCUCUGCAAUACGACUUCACCAGCGGACCCCAGUCUGCUGAGCAGGUCCAUGCCUGGCUCGCUCGUCACCUCACCGACCGACCCCACCCUGCCAUCAAGCGACCGAUCAACUGGAUGCGCUGGAUUUCCACCAUCACCAUCGUUCUCGGUCUUGGAACUGUUGCGGUUACGGCCUCGCCUUACAUCUUGCCCAUCAUCCAGAACCGUAACCUCUGGGCUGCCGUCAGCCUGAUCGCCAUCCUCUUGUUCACCAGUGGACAUAUGUUCAACCACAUCCGAAAGGUCCCUUACGUUGCCGGCGACGGCCGUGGAGGCAUCAGCUACUUCGCAGGCGGGUUCCAGAACCAGUUCGGCUUGGAAACACAGAUCAUCGCUGCCAUUUACGGUGUCCUGGCUUUCUGUGCCAUCUCUCUCACCGUCAAGGUGCCCCGCAUCGGAGACUCCAAGACGCAGCAGGUUGCCGUCUUGGCUUGGGGAGGCGUGUUGUUCCUCAUGUACAGCUUCCUCCUCAGUGUCUUCCGUAUCAAGAACGGCGGCUACCCUUUCUCUCUGCCUCCCUUCAUGUAA
Colletotrichum karsti is the source of this 996-nucleotide messenger RNA. RefSeq names its product oligosaccharyl transferase subunit. The transcript is spliced from 4 exons. The record is from RefSeq and is a predicted model, not a curated record. Gene Ontology annotation, cellular component: oligosaccharyltransferase complex. Lineage: Eukaryota; Fungi; Ascomycota; Sordariomycetes; Glomerellales; Glomerellaceae. Bases 1 to 996 code for a protein of 331 amino acids.